UCCGGAGAAGCUCGGCCAGCUUUGCGAGGGGCGCGGGCUGAGCCUGACUCGCUCGCCGGGCUGAGGCGUCCUGCGCCGGCGGGGCUGAGAGGCUGCCUGGACCCCGUCCUCCCGGUCUGGCUUGGAGGCCGUGCGAAGCGGGGCGCCUUUCGGAGGGAAUCGCGUCCUCGCCUCUUCCUCGGAUCCACGCGCCGCCUGAGGCUGGCUGGGCUUUCUUUCUUUCGGGGUUGGCUGCUAUUUUCCUCGCUGGCUAUGAAGCUUCUGCCUUGAAGAUGGAGACUAUUUGGGUUUUAUUUCUCUCUCUGGUCCCGGUCUACACCAGGGGACAAGGGGUUUAUGCUCCUGCUCAGGCCCAGAUCAUCCAUGCUGGGCAGGCAUGUGUUGUAAAGGAAGAUAACAUCAGUGAACGAGUAUACACUAUUCGGGAAGGUGACACCCUUGUUCUGCAGUGUGUGGUUACAGGGCACCCACGGCCACAGGUGAGGUGGACCAAAACUGCUGGUAGCGCUUCGGAUAAAUUCCAAGAAACAUCCGUCUUCAACGAGACCCUUCGAAUCGAGAAGAUCCAGAGGCUCCAAGGAGGUCGCUAUUAUUGUAAGGCAGAGAAUGGGGUUGGAGUCCCUGCCAUCAGGUCCAUUCGAGUAGAUGUCCAGUAUUUGGAUGAGCCUGUCCUCACCGUCCACCAGACCAUCAGUGAUGUACGUGGCAGUUUCUACCAGGAAAAGACAGUCUUCCUUCGGUGCACAGUCAACUCCAACCCACCAGCUCGCUUCAUCUGGAGACGGGGUUCUGAGACCCUGUCCCACAGCCAGGAUAAUGGAGUUGAUAUCUAUGAACCAUUAUACACACAGGGAGAAACCAAAGUCCUGAAGCUGAAAAAUCUGCGACCACAAGACUAUGCCAGUUACACAUGUCAGGUGUCUGUCAGAAAUGUGUGUGGUAUUCCUGAUAAGUCUGUAACCUUCGAGCUUACCAACACCACAGCCCCACCAGCCUUAAAGCUGUCUGUGAAUGAAACCUUAGUGGUGAACCCAGGAGAUAAUGUCACCAUACAGUGUUCAUUAACGGGGGGAGACCCUUUGCCCCAGGUCAUCUGGUCCCACUCACCCGGCCCUGUGCCCCACAACAGUUUGAUUCAAGGGGGCAAUCUCACCAUCUGGGGGAUCCAUGUGGAAGAUUCAGGCUAUUACAACUGCACGGCCAUCAACAACGUGGGGAAUCCAGCCAAGAAGACAGUGAACCUGUUGGUGCGAUCCAUGAGAAAUGCUACGUUCCAGAUCACUCCUGAUGUGAUCAAAGAGAGUGAGACCAUUCAGCUGGGGCAAGAUCUGAAGCUUUCAUGCCACGUGGAUGCUGUUCCACAAGAAAAGGUUUCCUACUUCUGGUACAAGAAUGGGAAGCCAGCCAAGGUCUCAGACCGCCUAGUUGUCAUCAGGAAUGAUCCAGAACUUCCGCCAGUGACCAGCAGCCUGGAGAUCAUUGACCUUCGCUUCACAGACUAUGGGACUUACCUUUGUGUGGCCUCCUUCCAAGGAGCACCCAUUCCUGAUCUCAGUGUGGAGGUGAACAUUUCUUCAGAAACCGUGCCUCCUACCAUCAUGGUGCCAAAGGGCCAGUCCACCAUCACUGUCCGUGAAGGGUCCAGGGCAGAGCUGCAGUGUGAAGUUCGAGGGAAGCCCAAACCUCCCAUCAUCUGGUCCAGAAUAGAUAAGGAUACUCCUAUGCCUUCAGGUGCCAUGACAGUGGAGACCAGCGAUGGGAAGCUGCAUUUGGAGAGAGUGACUCGAGAAAUGAGUGGGACUUACAAAUGCCAGACCGCCAGGUAUAAUGGCUUCAACAUUAGACCUCGAGAAGCCCUGGUGCAACUCAAUGUACAGUUUCCUCCAGUCGUGGAGCCAGUUUUCCAGGAUAUACGGCAAGCUGUGGGACGCAGCAUCACUCUUCGCUGUACCAUGCUGAAGGGGAGCCCUAUGAAGGUGGCCACGGCUGUCUGGCGCUUUAAUGGGAGCUUGCUAACAGUGCCUCCUACAGAGCAGCAGGACUACUCUGAGUAUAAAGUGGACAGUGUGAGUCGAGAGACCAGCGGCCACUACGAAUGUAGCAUCUCCAAUGAUGUGGGAGUGGCAACUUGCCUCUUCCAGGUAUCUGCUAAAGCUUACAACCCAGAGUUUUACUACGAUACCCCUAAUCCUACUCGGAAGCAAUCCAAGAACUACUCCUAUAUCUUGCAGUGGACACAGAAGGAGCCUGAUGCUGUUGAUCCCAUCCUUAGUUACCGACUAGAUGUUCGUCAGCUCAAUCACAGGGAUUUGCCCUCCAAAUCCAUUUCUGUGCGAAAGAUGGAAAAGGGUAUGCUACAAGAGCACCUCUUGACUGACUUGAAGGUGCCUCAGAGCUACGAAGUUCGCCUAACACCCAUAACCCGCUUUGGAACUGGGGAUGCUGCUAGCCGAAUCAUCCACUAUAUAGAACCAAUCAGCAGUCCCAGCCCAGUGGGUAACACCUGCCACUUUGAGGAUGAGAAAAUAUGUGGUUAUACACAGGACACAACAGACAACUUUGACUGGAUUCGUCAGAGUGGUCUAACCCACGAUCCCAAGCGCUCGGCUAAUACAGGCCCAACCAUGGACUUCAGCGGGACACCAGAAGGCUACUACAUGUUCAUCGAAGCCUCUGCACCCCGAGUGAAGGAUGACAAAGCCAGGUUAAUCAGCCCCAUGUACAACAUGACAUCCAGAUUCUGCGUUUCCUUCUAUUAUCACAUGUAUGGGAAGCACAUUGGCUCCUUAAAUCUCUUGGUUCACGUGAAGAAUAAGCAGCCCACUCAAGCCUUGUCACUCAAGGGGGACAGAGGAAAUGCCUGGCAACAAGCACAUGUACCUAUCAACCCUGCAGGACCUUUCCAGAUCAUCUUUGAAGGUGUCCGUGGCACAGGCUCCGAAGGAGAUAUUGCCAUUGAUGAUGUCACUCUAAGAAAAGGUGACUGUCCAAGGAAACCAAAUGUCCCUAAUAAAGAGGUUGCCCUUCCAGGAAAUGGUGCCAUUACCCAACACAUACCUUCCCUUUGUGGACCGCUUCUUUUCUUCCUCUAUGUGCUGCUCAGAUGAUAGCAAGCGAGUGCUCCCGCCUUCAAACUGAGACAUUCCUCCUCCUUUCCUACUUGGUCACCUCGGCUCCUCUUCCUCCCCCUCCUCACUGGCACACCAAAGUGUCCAUAUGUUACCAAAGACUAAUAAGCAUGACCACACAAAGGGAUCCAGCUCAGAACCUGAAGGAUUCUUGGAGGAAGUCAUCGUGUUUAAAAAACAAAACAAGUAUGGAGGAAAAAACCACAAGAGAAAGAGGGAGGAAGCAAUGGAAAGAAGUGAUGCAAAUAACGGAAAGAAAAGCAAAGAUAAGGAAGAAAAAAAAUAUUUAAAAGGAUAAAUGAAAGAGGGAAAAGGCCAUGUUGCCCUGGAAACAGUGGAUGGGACUUCCUCAGGGAAGUGGAAACUUUUGUUUUAAAUGAAAACAAAAUAUACUAAAGCACAAAUUUUUACCAGAACUGUUACCUUCUUGACUGCAGAGCCACAGUUUAAAAGACAUUCUACCACAGUGCUUCUCCUCUGGAGCUCUGUGUUACAAUCUUUCUUGGCUGGUUCUGUCUACUUUCUGUUUGCUGCAGCACCACUGCCUCACCCUUCCAAACAACAUCCCACUUGUCUUCACUGGGGGCCACUCCCUCCUCACGGUGACCAUCUUGCCCCCACUGCAUGUGCUUCGGAGUCUCCAUACAUAUUUUCAAGACUCUCAUGUAUUUACUUGUCCAUGUGCAAUUUGCUUUGAACCAUCCUUCACACCUUUGUUCUCCCCAACAUCAGCUCAACAACAUCAGUGAAACAGACCUGUUGUGGAUUGUGCAGAUGGAUGGAGAAAUAUGGGGACAGACUUAAGCUGCAGGAUCAGCUUCUUGACAUCCUCCACCCUUCCACUUUCCCCCCUUCUUGAACUCUCUUCCUUUAUACUUAUUUCUGUUCACCAACACAGAGGCAGAUUCCCAAUCCAGCACUGGGAGUAAAAGAAAAGGCCUCUUAGCGGGGGACCGAAGCAGAGUGGCUGGAUGGUGGCAUUAUAAUCAGUCAAUGUCAAGGCAUGAGCCUCGGAAGCCUUAAGGCAAGAACCUCUGUUCAGUUGUGUUUUUUUCCCGUCCCCUUAUUAAUUUAUCCAUCUUCUAUUUCCUUUUUGGGAGAAUCAAUCUCUACAAACAUGCCAGGGUUUGGUUUUGUUUUUAAUGCAGGGAGAAUCAUAUGCUAACCACUUGUCUUCUUGUAAGCCCUCCCCGAGUCACCUCUAUGACACCUGAAAUUGUAAUAGUUGUGUGUAAACUCUGAUCCCUGUUCUUGGUGUAGUACUAAUUGCAGGGUCUUGAGAACAUGGUGCUUGAUACUCAAGGACAUGCCAGCUGUAACUCCAUUGCAUGGUGAGUGGGCCCUCAGCUUUAGAGAUGAUCAGACGAAUCAGGACGUGAAACAGACCAAACUCACAGGAACUAGGCUAGGUGGAGUGCUUAAUUCUAGGGAGUAAGAGCAUAAGAUUUCAAAAGGAAAGGAAAGGCAAACAGAGCUAAAAACUAAAUGAUGGCAUCAGGCAUGCCAUGCGACCACUGUGAAUGAUUAAGUUAUCUCAGGAAAGCUGGUUUGUUGCUCCCAAAAUUGAGGUGGGCAUUACUGAACCUCCAAAAUCAUUCGGUCUGGUUAUAUAGCAUGAAGCUAGGAGGAAUUGAUCUAUUAAGUAUGAAUAAGGCAGAACCCUUUGAGGCAAUGAACCACUCUGGAUACAUCUUACUUUAUUACAAUAAGCAGGAGGAGAAGGGGAAGAUUUCCAAGUAGGCACAUUGCACCAGUGCAUUCAUUACUUCUCGUUCAUGAAUUUUGUUUUCUGGGGGUAACAAAGAUCAUUUUUGCUGCAGAAAUCCCACCAUCUUCCCAAGCUUCUUCAGUACCUUCAGCAGUUUAAGACUUGUCCACCCAUUAACACAGGUAUUUAAAUUAGAGAUACUAAAAUUACCUAGAGAAUGGCUGAUUGUUUUGUCACCUUAACUGACACCUUUGUGGCUGUCCCACUUACAAAACAAAGCUGUGUAGCUUCACAAUUUUAAGGAGGCUGCAGAGCUGGAUCGUAGCUAGUUCAAGUGCCUAGGUGUGGCUUGGUUAUUUUGAUAGUUCCCAUUAUGCUGCUUCUGCUCAUUUCAAUAGUCUUGUCCAAAACUCCCUGCAUUUCAAAAUGUAAUGCUUGUUCUCCUCAUUCAAAGGAAAAGAAUGCUCAUGUUCUCAUACAUAGGAAAAUUCCAAUAUCUGGUACCUUGGGCAAAUGGAAGCACCUAGUAUUGGUAGAGACAGCCAUUUGCAGAAGACACAGAGUGGUUGGUAGAUGGGCAUAAGCAAUGUUUUUCAGGGGAGAGGAGAGUUUUGUAUUGAUCUCCCUCUGUAUAUACUUGCUAACAAAGGGAAAUGGACAGCUUAUAGUGGCCCACAAUUUGAUUUAGUUUUCCAAUCACUCUGCCUGCAUACCUUUUUACACCCAGAAGCCCCAGGUAUGCUCUUCAUUCUUUGUGAUCCAGAGAACUAAAUCUAAAAUUAUU
This is a messenger RNA of Pogona vitticeps (central bearded dragon), 5620 nucleotides long. RefSeq names its product MAM domain containing glycosylphosphatidylinositol anchor 1 (gene MDGA1). Gene Ontology annotation, biological process: homophilic cell-cell adhesion; synapse organization. Gene Ontology annotation, molecular function: axon guidance receptor activity; protein binding. NCBI's taxonomy places the organism in Eukaryota, Metazoa, Chordata, Lepidosauria, Squamata, Agamidae. Gene Ontology annotation, cellular component: plasma membrane; axon; neuronal cell body. The record is from RefSeq and is a predicted model, not a curated record.